Molecule: messenger RNA, 963 nt
Organism: Vigna umbellata (rice bean)
Lineage: Eukaryota; Viridiplantae; Streptophyta; Magnoliopsida; Fabales; Fabaceae
Source: RefSeq, a predicted model, not a curated record
UAUUAAAUAAAAGUAUAUUUAAAUUAUUCAACAAAAACUUACCUUGGAACCUCAAUUAUUAGGUGCCAAACAGAUAAGAGUGUGUUGAUUUGCCAAGCAGGCAUAAUAGUGACAGCAAAAACUUGUACUUAAAUAUUUUAUUGUUUAAGUGAGUGCAACACUUGUAUGACAGGGACAGGUGGUCCUAAAACUACGGAUUCAUUGAACUUGAUUCCAAAUCUUUAUGCACAGCAAAACCACUGGCUACCCCAAAACCAGUUGCUAGCUAACCAAUACUUUAUGCCUAUGGUUUUUCUAAAUCUUUGGCUGUUUCCUUAGUUUAGCAGUUUGUCAGACAUCACAUUCAAGUGCUUCUUCUCAAUAUAAAACCACCUUCAUUUCAAUUGAUCUCUCAAUCUAAAAUCCUGCAAUAUAUUUCUUCCAUUCGUUUAAAUCACACUGCAGUAUCAAGUCCCAAUUGGGUUACUUUUUUAUCCUUCAAAAAUCAAAGCAAGAGUUUCUUUGAAGAAGCCUCAUACAAGAUGUGUUCAGCAGGCAGAACUUGGGCUGUGGCAGCCAGUGUUGGAGUUGUGGAGGCCUUGAAGGACCAGGGUCUUUGCAGGUGGAAUAAUGCCUUAAGAUCAGUUCAACAUCAAGUAAAAAACAACGUGAGAUCCUUGUCUCAGGCAAAGAAUCUUUCUUCCUCUUCUUCUGCUAUGGUUUCUGGUAGAUUGAAGGAAGAAGGGAGAAAACAGUCAGAGGAAUCAUUGAGGACAGUCAUGUACUUAAGUUGUUGGGGUCCCAACUAGAGUCACAAGGCAAUUACAAAACUUUGUGUCUAAUUUGAUUGAACCUUUGCCCCCAAGGGAAGGUGGGGCAGAGAUUUCAUGGUCAUGUCCGAGAAUUGCAAUUCUAUUGUGACAGAUUUGGAUGUAAAUUUUGAUGAAUGAAAACUAUCUGAUUGUGUUAAACCAUUUCAAAAUU